This is a messenger RNA of Chaetomium strumarium, 1380 nucleotides long. RefSeq lists its product as uncharacterized. The record is from RefSeq and is a predicted model, not a curated record. NCBI's taxonomy places the organism in Eukaryota, Fungi, Ascomycota, Sordariomycetes, Sordariales, Chaetomiaceae. The transcript has 4 exons. Bases 1 to 1380 code for a protein of 459 amino acids.
AUGUCUUCAGCUGCGCCCUUGCCGGCGCACUUGGCCGCCGAAGACAAAGGCCCCGGCAUAAUCGCGACAAUAUGCGUGGUCACGGUGUUGGAGACGUUGUUCUGCGCCGCCCGUAUCUACACCAGAGGCCGCAUCCUAGGUCGCCUGCAUCUGGAUGAUUAUCUUGUCAUGCUCUCGGUGAGUCAGGUCAUGGGCUGGGCGUCCGUCACCUUCUCCAUCAUGGCCGUGCGGUCGGGCAACGGCAAGCACUUCGACAUCCUCACGACAGAGCAGAAGUCCGGGGCGAUCUUGUGGACCAUGGUCGGCUUCUGUCCCGGUAUUCUAUCGUUUGGCAUCCCGAAACUGGCCGUGAUCGCCCUGCUAUCGCGGCUUAUGAACCCGAGCCGGAAGCAUCGGAUUUUCCUAUGGACGCUGGGCAUCGUCUGCGUGCUCAGCCUGCUGGGCUGCGUGGUGGUGCUGUUCGGUCGGUGCACGCCGUCCCGGUCGCUGUGGGACUUCGACGUAGCCCCCGAGAGCUGUUUCGACGUCUGGAUCUUGGUCAACUACGCCAUCUAUGCCGGCACCUUCUCCGCCUUUACGGACUUGUACCUUGCCGUCUACCCGGCCAUCGUGCUUUUUAGUCUCCGGAUGAACAUGAGGAAGAAGCUUGCGCUGAGCGGCGCGCUCGGCGUGGGAUCCAUUGCCACCAUUGUCGCCAUCUACAAGACGACUCGCCUUCCGGGCCUGGCCAGCCCGGACUUCUCCUACGACACCUCCGACCUCGUCGUCUGGACCGCCGUCGAAGGCGCAACCAUCAUCAUCGCAUCCUGCAUCCCCGUGCUCCAACCGUUCGUCGACAAGGUCGUCAGCUCGCGCAUCUUCGGCAGCUUCUCAGGCACCCGCGGGGGGCGCGGCGGCUACCACCAGAACAACAGCUCCGGCCCCAACAGCAAGGGCGACUACUACUACCACGGCCGGUCCGGCGGCCACGUGACCACCAGCGGCGGCGGCGGCGGUAUCGAGCUAUCGCGCAGCUCGCACAAGCGCUCCGCCGUCAAGGAUCCCAACAGCCUGACCUUCCUUGACGAGACGCGCGCCGGAAGCGAGGAGAGCAUCCUCAAGAACAACGGCCAGCCCGAGCCGCUGGCCGCCGUGCCUGAGUACGAGAGCAACAACAACAGCAACAACAACAGGAGCGAGAGGGCGGCGACGUUCGGCGGUGGCGAAGGGAGCAGCAGCAUCGAACUGCAGGCCCCGUCUCCAACAGCGACAGUAGGGGCCAAUGCGGGAAUUGUCAGGACCACGGUCGUCUCGGUCUCGUACGGCGGCCAGGAAGCGUCCGAGGAUCACAACACCGGUAGGACCAGGUGGGAGGCGCGCGGGCCUGGGUCCGGGAGGUAG